Nerophis lumbriciformis (worm pipefish) is the source of this 801-nucleotide messenger RNA. NCBI's taxonomy places the organism in Eukaryota, Metazoa, Chordata, Actinopteri, Syngnathiformes, Syngnathidae. The record is from RefSeq and is a predicted model, not a curated record.
AUGAAGCUUCUUCUGGACAUUGCCAUCAAAAUAAUUAAAAAUAGAGCGUCUUAUAGUACUGUUGCUCUUAACCGAACCGGAACUAAAAUGUGUAAACGGCUAAAGACCAAAGUGCUGCAUUUAGCACCGGCGAGCGGUGACGGGCCGUUUCUUCCCCAGGAGGCUUGUACAGACAUCACCGACAUCCUGAGCUGCACAGUGAAGGCGCUGCAGGACGGCCAUGUUGUCGCCGUGCCCACCGACACCAUUUACGGCCUAGCGUGUCUUGCCCAGAAUUCUGGCGCUGUCCGCGAGAUCUACGACAUCAAAGAGCGCAACGAGCAGAAGCCUCUGGCCAUUUGCGUCGGAGAAAUACGUGACAUAUACAAGUACUGCAAGGUGAAGGUGAAAGAGGAGCUACUGAAUGACCUCCUGCCAGGUCCGGUCACACUGGUGUUUGAAAGGUCGCAAUUACUCAACAAAGAGCUCAACCCUUUCACGUCGCUCGUAGGCGUCCGUAUUCCGGACUGCGCCUUCAUUCGUCGUCUAUGUCAGACUUGCGCCGAACCUCUGGCGCUGACGAGCGCCAAUGUCAGCGCGCAGAACAGCACUUUGGCCGUUCACGAGUUUCAGGAUCUUUGGCCGAAACUAGCCGUGGUGGUGGACGGAGGUCCAAUAGAAGACAAAAGUCGUCUAGGAUCCACCGUAGUGGACUUAUCGGUACAUGGCAAGUACCGCAUUAUCAGAGCCGGCUGUGCCUUUUCAUCGACUGUGGACGUGUUGGAAGGCAAAUACGGACUGUCUUCGGAAGAUUUAGGAUGA